Messenger RNA from Scylla paramamosain (green mud crab), 3240 nucleotides. RefSeq lists its product as uncharacterized. Gene Ontology annotation, molecular function: nucleic acid binding; zinc ion binding; catalytic activity. The annotation marks the transcript as partial. The record is from RefSeq and is a predicted model, not a curated record. The transcript has 6 exons. Lineage: Eukaryota; Metazoa; Arthropoda; Malacostraca; Decapoda; Portunidae.
AGUCAGGACUGGGCCUUAGGCAAGCCUUUUCCGCGCUCUCUAGCCACCGGGGCCUCCAGUGCUGGCCAGAGCAGCCUGGAGAAUCUUCGGCAGAGUACAAACCCUACCUCAGGAACCCAGGUCCCCCACACGAAAUGCUUCAAAUCUGGCCCCUACAUCAUUAUCGGUUUAGCUAAUGACGCGGACCGUGAUAACCACACGUCUCACCAAGCGACCGAAAACUUAAAACUUCUUGGCUUCGAGCUCGUCGAGUCUCCGGAGCAAAAAUCGGCUCGAACGAUCCUUGCCCGGCGAGUAGACGAGUACAUCUUAAAAAAGACCAACGACGACCUCCUGACUGAAAUCCAGGAAAAGAAUGAUACACAGAUUGACGAACUACUCAUCAUCCCAAAAGUCCAUAUGCUGAAGAUUAAACUACGCUCAAAACAACAGGCCGAACUUUUAAAAAACAAAGGCAUUAAGCUAUUUUCUCAAAUAGUGCCCUCAUACAAUAUUAACAUAGAAGAAUACCUCCCAGUCACCCAGUGCUACAAGUGUUAUCAAUUCAGCCACCGCACAAACCAGUGCAAAGAAACAGAACAAGUGUGCUCCAAGUGUGCAGCUAGGGGCCACGAUUAUAGGAAUUGCCAGGCCUCCACCAUAAAAUGCGCGAAUUGCAACGGCGAACACACUGCCGUUUCCUUUAAAUGCCAAAUAAAACGCGCUCACCAAAAACAACAAAACUCACCACAGACCACUCCUCAGCCAACCACUUCCUACGCCCAAGCCACCACACCCUACUCUCUCACACCAAAAAAUACAAACACAAACACCGAGAAACUUCUGCUUGCAGAAAUUAUAAUAAAAUAUUCAAUCCAAACCUCAUUUGGUGAUCUAAAAAAACAGGCAGAAACAAUGAACUCCUUGCUUGAGUACAAUGGCUGCCCCACAAUAAAACUUCCACCACACUUCCACCAGACAAACCAAGAACACUUCAAACAAAACUACCCAGAACAAAAUGAGGAAACACACGCCCCAACACUCACACUCCAAGAACCUGAACACACCACACCUAAUAACGCUAGUCCCCCUUCACCUGGGGAAUUGGUUAUUGAAGAGGACUCAGCUUGUGGGGAAUCGCAGCCCCAAAAGCCCUCUCCACCACGAUCUACCUCUACCUCUACCACCACUACUGCCAACACCACUAACACCACAAAAAAGACUGAAACAAAGCGACACCUAGCGACAGUGCCCCAACCCUCCCCCCCCUCUACACGAACCGCGUCGAGGGGUACGCACCAUGACGGCGUAGCUCUCAUGGUAAAAUGUACCAUCAAACACAUACACAUAACCAACUGGCCCUCAGCCCACUUCCUGGCCACCAAGAUCGAAACACAACAUGGGCAAUUUCUCAUUGCCACCACAUACAGCAGACCAAAAACUGGGCUCCCACUCACCAGCCUCAACAAUCUUUUCAAUCACACAAAUAUCCCGGUCUACAUACUUGCAGACCUAAACGCCAAACACACCGCCUUCAAACACUCAAACAACAACCAACACGGACACGAACUCCUUCAACUAACACAACUGAAACGCCUCCGUUUCCUUGGACCUGACUUCCCCACAUGCUUUACGCACAAUGGGAAUGGCAGGCCAGAUCUCAUCCUCUCCAAUCGGCAAUCCCUACUUUUCCACCACUAUAUCUCCCAUGGACCACUCUGUGGUUCUGACCACGUUCCCCUAAUCCUCAAAAUAUCCUCCAAUCCCAUAUCCACCCCAUCCCCACCUGUCUCCGACUACCGCUCCGCCGACUGGGAGAGCUUCAAGAAAACACUCACAGACUUACACCGACCAACACAGCUCGAAGGCCAACCCUACACAGACAUAGACAGUGCCUUAGAGACGUUACACAACAAUAUUCUGACAUCAGCCAACAGACACAUACCAACAAAACAACAUAUAAUUCAUAUAGACUUCCGACCUUCCAUUAGAACACAAAGGCUGCUAGUGUGCUACAGAACACGCUUUUUAAAAAACAAGCACAACCACACACCUAUCUACGGAGAUCUUUGCACCCUUCGUACACACAUAACAAAUAGCCUACAGGAAGAUCACAGCGCUCACUGGAGGAAUCUAGUCUCCCAUAUGGACAGAACCCGCUGCAGUAAUCCUACACAGUUCUGGCACAUGGUGUACAGGCUGAGGGGAUGCCAGCGGGAAAGAUUCGAGUACCUCCUAGUGAACGGGGAUCGCAUCACAAACCCAGAACAAGUCACCAGCAUCUUCAAGACACACUGGCACAAUACUUUCCAACCACACCCUCUCCCACUCCACGAGCCCAGUAUUGCCCACAUAAACAACAUCAUCGAUCGUGCACGCCACAACCUAGCAAACACGAUUCCACAUAACACUAUACAAAAAAUACGCCUCAACCCCCAACACCCUCUCACCACACCUAUUGAGGAGGAUGAUGUCGCCAGGUUGCUCAGGCAUACUCCGCGGCGAGCCCCUGGCCCCUCAGGAGUCACCUGGCCCAUGGUGCGGAACCUUCCCCAAGAAACUAUAUCCAGCCUGACGGAGAUUUUCAACGCCUGCCUUGCCUCUGGAUACUUUCCUAAGGCAUUCAAAAUUUCAAACAUCACCCUCAUUGCUAAGCCCGGAAAAAACUCCCACUUACCAGAAAACUAUCGCCCCAUUAGCCUCCUUGAAAUUCUCGGAAAAACCUUUGAACGCCUCAUCAAUUUAAGAUUGAGAGCAUUCCUCGAAGGUAACGAGCUGCUGGCACCACAGCAGUUCGGCUUCCGGAGGAACGCCUCAACCGAGGACGCUCUAAACAGCAUAGUUGCAUACUUAAAUUUCAAUAAGCCCUAUUUCAGAGCAGCCCUUGUAACAAAAGAUGUCAAAAAAGCAUUUGACACUGUUCUCAAGGGGACACCAGACCACUUUCAGAUGAAAGAGGAUAGCACGAACCGCACUUCUCCCACUGACGCCACGGCAAUGGGGCCCCCGGCCGUUGGCAUGACGUUCCGAGGUAGUUUGGUGCGGCCAGAGCUGGGUAGUAAGGUAGUCAAGAGAUGCCCUGGUAGCAGAAGGUUCUCCCAGCUCCUACCUCCCAGCCGCAGCCAGCCAACCAGCAGCCAGCUCCGAAGGAAGAAGGUCCGCCCUACACCGAGCCGCCGAGUCACAAGCUCCGCCUACCGGGUCCGGAAAGAACCAAUAGUCACCCAGCACCGCUCCCGCUCUCACUCCUGCGUCUUUUAA